CUCGUUUCGUAACGCAUUAAUUCAUUCUCGGUGGAGCGCGCACACAGAUUAACAAGUUGUGUGCUUUUCCUGUCCUACAAUUGAUGGCGAAGGCGAACGAAGUGAAGCAGGUGCCGGCAGACUGAAAGCAGUCCUCUCCCACUGCACUGCGUGCAAUGGCCCAUGCGAGUCAAGAACUCCUCGCUCUGCCACUCUUUUUUCGAAACCGCUACCAGUAUACCUCUCUCCUCCCAGGCUGAAUCUGCAUCCUGUCAACUGCCAACAGCACAUCUCACCAUCACUCAUUCACUUCUACUCACUACAACCAAAGCUCAUUCUCACAAACUCAAUUAUACUUUCACCUCCAUGGCUGGCCACCGACAGGCAACAGCCAGCAGUUCUGCGCACAUUGUCCAGGGUACAAUUCAGAGCCAGAACCGGGGCCAUAUCCAGAACCAGAGCCUGAGUCAGAACCAGAGCCAGUCUCAGGCCCGCCACCAAACCAAUGCUCACGCCCCAGCCUCGACACACCACCAGCAACAAGCUCAAGAAGAACGCGACUCUACCUCGAAUGGCCAUAAUGGAACACCCCCUGGCUUUUUCAUGAAGCCUCUGACUACCACGCCCGAUUAUCGGUUUAACCUCUAUGUCCAGGGUCUUGAAUCUACCACCACGACCAGGAGUCUAUUUGAACUGUUCAAGCCGUAUGGGAACAUCCUCGCCUGCAAAACCAUCUUGGACAUAGAGUCAGGAUCCUGUAGGGCAGGCUUUGUAUUGUUUGACAACCAGGAAAGUUGCACCGAGGCGCGCAGGGCACUCACCCAACAGGGACUCUAUGUCACCGUCGCCCAUGAAUCGGCAAGCAUCAAGAAUCUGCCUCACAAGGAGAGCCCAUCGACAGAAACCAAGCCAGCGAUACCAGAGCUUGACAACAGCGAUGACUUUCCUAGCCUCCCAUCGAAGCCGGCACCAAAGAAACAGCAGAGCAAGAAACAGCCUACUUUAAAGGUGGCCUUAAAAAUAUCAUCUCUCAAAUCACCACUGCCAUCAUCAUCAUCAUCAUCAUCAAUGUCAGCUAUUCAAGCCGAGUCGGCCAGUAAUCAAACAGACUCUCAGCCUCUGGAUAAUCCAAUAAAUGCCGCUCAAUCGGAACCAAAUCCACCUGUAGAGUCUCCUACAGAGGUGACUUGGGAACCAGACUCUUCGAAGGAGGCGACUUUGGAAUCUGACCACGCAAUAUCAAUGGCUAAUCAAGAGUUCAAGAGCGCAUUCAUUUUGGGCCAGGCGUAUCUCGAUUUCGACAGCGGUUUUAUCGGGUCCCACCAGCAGUUUCUGUCUGAUGGAUAUAACUCCAGUGGGUUCGAGCGCCGCCCGUCUUUUUUGGAUAAUAAGCCCUACAUGAGCGUCGAUGACAUUGACAGAUAUAUGAAUAUGCUGGAAAUGAGCACUGUUGCGGCUGUACCACAGACAUCCGCAAACACCUAUGAAGUACAUCAGCCUAUACACCCUAGCGAUGUCCAUAUUUCCAACACAACGCUUGACGACUUUAUCCUCGAGGAUCUUCCACGGCGAGAUUCGACCCUUCAUUUCGAGAACCUGCCGGAAGGACUGAAGUACCAGGAGCUGUUUGAGCUCUGUGCUCAGUAUGUAUAUCACCGAUUUUUAUGAUUUCAGGAAAUUAAUUUUGCUGUGCUUUGAAGGCUCAUUUAGUGACUCUGGUUGCAUCUAGAUACGGAUCGCUGGUUCUCUCAUCAGUGGAUAUUCGCUACAUCAAUGAAGAGUGUUAUGGCCAAGGGAGAGUGACAUUCGAUUCUCACCGAGAUGCUGAGGUUGCCU
Molecule: messenger RNA, 1815 nt
Organism: Gamsiella multidivaricata
Lineage: Eukaryota; Fungi; Mortierellomycota; Mortierellomycetes; Mortierellales; Mortierellaceae
Exons: 4
Coding region: 163-1647 (494 amino acids)
Cellular component (GO): cytosol
Molecular function (GO): mRNA binding
Source: RefSeq, a predicted model, not a curated record